AUGAUUACACUCUCGAUUCAAACGCAAACAAAUACGACACAAAUAUCACCGUUUAAUAAUCAUAAUCAAUUGCUUGAUUACCACUCAAAUGGUCAACAGGUGGCAUCAACAUCAUCGAACACUAAUACUCACAACGGUCAUUCAAUUGCAGGAUCACCAGCAGAUGGUCGCCUUCCACAUUCCGAUGAUGAUAAAAGAUCUUCAGAAACAAUCAAAACGUGGUCUAAAUCUGUAUUAUCAUCGUUGACAUUACCAUUUCUUGGUAAAACACAUCACACUCAAUAUACAACGGCUUCACCAUAUUAUCACCAACAACAACAACAAAAUGGUUAUAUAACAACAUCUGGAAAUCAUGGAGACGAUUCGUCUUAUCAUCAAGUAUCAAAGUCGGAUAUUCACACAGUAGAUUCACCAGAUGGAUAUGAUAACCAUACACGUUUUAUACCAUAUAACACUAACAAUAGUGAUACUAUUGUUACUCUUCCCGAACGAACUCGAUCAACACCAUCUAUCUCAUCGACAGACAGUGCAGCCGAUGUAACUUCGUUAUUACCAACAUCGCCAUCAACACCGGCUCCACUAUUUCAGCGUUUUGUAAAAGAACAUGCUAUUUGGAUACCAGUACUUAGUAUAUUUUAUUUUACAUGGUUCAUCUUUGUUGUUGGUAUUAUGGUUUUGCACAUUAUUGUUUACUUUGUGACAAUCAUACUAUAUUUUUUCAAUGACAAAACGCGUCGAUUCGUUUUAGCAUUAUUUAUCUAUUUGAUCUAUGUACUAGUGUAUGAUUCAAUGAGAGUUGUACCAAAUUAUUUAAUAUCAAAUAUCCAUACAGAAGAUGUUUACAAUAUUGAAAAAAAAUUAUUUGGUAUUUAUAGUAAUAAACGAUUAGUGACAUUCAAUGAAUAUUUUUAUAAUCAUCAUAUCGGUGUAUUAGAUGUAUUGACAGGUGUUCUAUACCUUAAUUGGAUACCAAUACCUCUGUUGUACAGUUUUUAUUUAUAUCGUUAUAAACGUAAACGUGAUUAUUUAGAUUUUGCGUUAACAUUUCUAUUAACGAAUAUCAUUGGAUUUAUUAUCUAUUAUAUUGUACCAACAGCACCUCCAUGGUAUAUUGAAUUAUAUGGUUUUGAAAUAAAAACAGAUAUUAGCGGAAAUCCAGCUGGUUUCACCUAUUUCGAACAAAUCACAGGUUUUAAAAUAUUUUCGAGCAUGUAUGCAAAGAAUGCCAAUGUGUUUGCUGCCAUACCAUCAUUACAUGCAGCCUAUCCAUUAUUAUGUGUACUCUAUGGAAAUUUAAGUAAAAAAUUAUGGUUACAAAUAUUUUUUGUGUUAUUCACAUUAGGUAUAUGGUUUUCAGCCGUUUAUAGUAGACAUCAUUACGUUUUAGAUGUUCUUCUUGGGGCAACAUGCUCGUUAUCUGCUUAUUUGAUCUACAAAAUAUUGUCAACAAAAGUACCAGCAGUAAUUAAAGUUUUAAAUAAUUAUGAAAAAAUUAUUUGA
This is a messenger RNA of Didymodactylos carnosus, 1500 nucleotides long. Lineage: Eukaryota; Metazoa; Rotifera; Eurotatoria; Philodinida; Philodinidae. The record is from the annotation of a GenBank genome assembly.